This is a messenger RNA of Ogataea polymorpha, 3493 nucleotides long. RefSeq lists its product as uncharacterized. Gene Ontology annotation, biological process: regulation of DNA-templated transcription. Gene Ontology annotation, molecular function: sequence-specific DNA binding; zinc ion binding. Bases 274 to 1185 code for a protein of 303 amino acids. Lineage: Eukaryota; Fungi; Ascomycota; Pichiomycetes; Pichiales; Pichiaceae. The transcript has a single exon. The record is from RefSeq and is a predicted model, not a curated record.
GACUGCUGUGUUUAAGCGAGUGAGCAUUUCUUUGCUAGUUUACAUUUGGAAUAUAUAGUGUGCGCAAGUUCGGAGGCUGGAUUACACGGAGAUUGCAUUUUUUUUUCUCGCAACGUCGUGAGUAUACCCAACAGAUAAUCUUGUGGCCGCAAACAGGGGACUGUGUUAAUAAGCUGCUGAGCAUCUACAGAUUCUGCACAGAUACAGAAACAGAAAAUCCGGGCGAAGCGCAGAGUAUAAGGAGCGAAAAGAUUUGGAAGCUGGUAAGAUAAGAUGAACGGGGCGACCUUGAAACCGGAAGCCGGCAGUCGGGAGCUUCCCUCGAUAAAGGAUCUUUUCCCCACAUUAGAGGGCAGCUCGAUUGCUCCCAGAAGUCAGAGCAUGACCGAAGGGGUAUAUAUGGCUCCGCCAGUCGGAUACGUGCCGCCGGACUUCAGUCUGGAAAGAGAGCUGGGCAAGCUCACGAAAAUCAGCAUGGAAAUCCAGCAGAUCCUGGAGAGCUCGAAAAGUAUCGCGCACGUGCCGCGCGAACUGCUCGAGAGCGGAGCCCAGCAGGCAGAUCUCCUUCACUCUAUUUACCAUUCGUGGAUGAGAACCCGUGACGAGGAGGCUGCACGGGCACCGCCUCGGCAACACGCACAUUCCCGGAACUCGUCGAUGCAGUACACAUUCCAGCCGACAGUUCCCGUGGGCUCGGGCGGCGCCCCGAUGCCACUUCUUCUCAACCCGUCAAGAUACCAGAAUAUGGAAGAACAGGCCGCACGGACGCUUUCGUCGAUGAUCGAGGUGUCUCCUUCGCAAGCACACCAACGUACUUCUUCGUAUCCAACGGACGACCGACUCACCACGCCGCCGGUUUCGCCUAGUUCUUUUUCUGUUCGCAAACUCAAAAUGAAAAAAUCUCCAACAGGGACAAAUAACAUCUCUGCACAGUUGGCGCUCGAGGCCAACGUCGACAACGGGAAUCUUGCUGAAAUGGUGACCAACGAAUGUCUACAUUGUCAGUCCAAAGAAACACCCGAAUGGAGACGCGGGCCCGAGGGAGAGCGCACGCUGUGUAACGCGUGCGGACUCUUCUACGCCAAGCUGUGCAAGAAAUAUGGCGAGGAAAAAGCCAAGGAUAUUAUGAAGGAGCGCAAAAUCAAGGGAAGUGAGACUGACCGACGGGUCAGUGUGGGAUUUUGAAAACCGUUAAUCGUAAUGAUUAACUCGACUGUAAUAAUGAGACACUGAUUUUUUUCGAAUUCAAAUACUUGUAGCCAGGUUGUUGACCACGUUGUUGAAAAAUGUGAGGCCGCGCACAAAAGUUUCGUAGUCAUUGUCCUCAAUAGGCUCCACGAGUCCAGGCAGUUGCUGGCCCGCAUAGCCCGUGUAGCGUCCGCUUACGUAGAUAAUAUGUCUGAACCAUGGUCUGUCCUUCAAGCCAUCGGGAUUCAGGAAUUUGCGCUCGAAGUAGUUCAGCUUACGGUUCGUCUUGACGAUUUUCAAUUGCAAUGCAAGUUUCUCCCACCAAGACAGACUGUCCCAGUUGUCGUACUUUGUUUGCAAUUGCACUGCUUCCUCAUCAAAGGAGAUGGCAGCUUUUUUUAAAGAAAUAAUGUUUUGCUCGGUGUCCGAGAGCAGGUCGACCAGCUUGCCGCCCUUCGAACAAUGUCCUAUGGUUCGACUCAGCCAAUUCUUAGGAACCUCAACUUUCUCGUAAAGCCGCUGGAUUUCGGAAGCAUAGUCAGAGGCCUUCAUUUGGUACACUUUGGUCUCACUGAGCUUCAAAACCGACAGACCCACGUAUUUUGCCAUGAGAUUAUGGAAAACAAAGCCAGGAUCCGCUAAACUCUCUAUCCAGUGGUAAGAAUCAUAGACAGAAUGGUAGUGAUAAACAGGACCGGUGCGGUUGCUCGUGAAACCCAUGUCCACCGAUGGUAUGCCCAGAUGGUCCAAGAACACUGUGUAGUAGGAGCCCGAUCCAAGGGACUUGAAGGUGUCGUUUGUGUUCUCCUUGAAAUGAUCGUACAGUGUCUUGUCUGUGCCAGGAUACUCCAGAAGAUCUGCAGUUGAUCUCAGCACUUCGUACAACAUUGGCGAGGCUCCGAGUUCCAGAAUGUUACCAACAGCCGAAACGUCCAUGUUGAAGUAAGCAAGAGUCUUUUUAGAAAGAUCGUGCGCGUUGUAUUCGCCAAAUUCGGUGGAUCCAAGCAAUCCGUACUCCUCGCCGUCCCAGGAUGCCAGCAUGAUGGUUCUUUGUGGCUUCCAGCCGGUUUUUUGCAGAUUGCCUAAAGCUCUGGCAAUUUCAAGCAGCACAGCAGAGCCCGUGUGAGGAUCUCCGGCAGCAGGAGUCCAGGAGUCGCGGUGGUUGCCGAUGAUGAUCACUUCGUCUUUUUUGUGUCCUUCAAUCUUGCCAUAGACAUUGUAAAGAUUAGUGAUGUUGAAGUCCUGCUCGUUUGUCAGGUGCAGCUUGUAGUUUGGAUUUGGUCCAAUAGAUGCGUAAUCGUAGCCAGGUACAAGUCCUGCAGGCCAGGACUCGACCUUAGGACCAUGUCCUGAGAGUUUCUGCAAGAUAGGAAUAACUUCUCUAUAGGAAACAGGAAUCGCCGGAAUUCUUGGGGUCGUCAAAUGAGGACUCGACCUAGUCUUGUUUUCUCCUGGUUUGAUGGCAUAGCCUGGCGUGGUGGGAUCGCCGGGAAACACAGAAAGAAACUGAGAAGAGCCGCGCUGGAUCGCGCUCGGGUUUCUUGCAAUUCCUUCAGGAUAGGCCUUGUAGCCGUUCGCCUCAGUCACCUCUCCAUCAUCUUUAGGGUCUGUAAACAGCAGGGCGGCCUUGAAACCAAAAUCCUGCGCAAACUUGACCUUCAGGCCUCUGAAAAUCUUGCCGUAUCUAAUCACCGCUAUCUUGUCUGUUGCGUUCACUCCUAGUUCGGCCAAUGUAUCGAAAUCCUCUUUAGUACCGUAAUUGCAGUAGAUGUACUCCCCCACAACAUCGCCAGAGGCCGCAUAGCCCAAAAAGGCAGGCACACUUUUCAGGGAGGUUGGGUCUUCUUCCAAAAUGUCUUCCUGAAGAGCAGCCUUGAACACAACGGAACCGUUGCUGGCACUCAAAAGAUCCAGCGAUUGAGACACAGGAUAGCUAAUAUAGGUAGUGUAGAGGUCAGUUUCUACCUCCAGACCAAAUUCGAGGAAUUUGUCUCUUGUCCAAUUGGCUAGCUUGAUGUUUGCCUCCGUGCCUGGGAAUUGUGUCUCAUUAGAGUACUCUUUUAGCCAUGUACCAGCAUAAUUCUCUUCCAGUGAGCCAAGAUAGCCCAUAAAAGUCUUGUGAACGGGAUCUGGUUGAGCAGAGCGGUGAACUUGGUCCAGGGUAAACCGACAGAACAGCCCUAAGAUAAGUAUCUGUAGGACAAUCACAAUAGGGUUGCGGAGCCAUUGAUAAUCUCUAACUGGCUUUCGAAGAAUAUCUGGAGUCUGUUGUCCUGCUUCAACGUCCAGAAAUGGCUCCUUUUUC